CAGGGAAGAGGAGGGGAGGGUGUGUGUGUGUGAAAGCAGCCACUGCAUUUCUCUCAGCCAACAUGAGUGACAAAGAAGCGGCUGUUCCCAUGUCCAGGAAGCACCGGCUGAUGGCAGCGAUCUCGGCCGGGGAACACAGUCCGGGACGAUUGCAUUGCUUCAUCUGUGGGGGCCGUAUAAGUCCCGGGCGGGAGCAGAGGUUGCAGGUCCGGGCCAAGUGUCCCGGCUCGGCUCGCCUGCCUUACUUCCCUUUCCUCUCGCAGCAGGAGCCGGCUCCCGGAGCCCGGGAGGUGAGCGCCGACGGCUGGGUGCUGGUGUGCUCCGUCUGCCGCUGCUUCCUGGCCGAGCAGUGGCACUCCUUCGAGAGGUCCCGCACGCCGGUCGACAAGCGCAUGUACUGGCUCAAGCGACCGCACCAGUGCGACGGCCGCGGGACGUCCCGCGAGUGGAACCCCAGCCCGGCCGCCCCCGCCGCCGGCCACGACUCCGACCUCUCCUCCCUGUCCGAGCAGGAGCUCUCCGAGCCCGAGACGGAAGCGGGCCGCCCCCCUCGCCCGGCGCCGGGACCCUCCGAGCCCCACGUGGGCGGCGCCGGCCUCUCCCCCUCGGGUACGCCCGGUCGCUCCAGGUGCAGCGGGAGCAGCGGCAGCUCGUCCUCGGGGGACGAGGGGCAGCCGGAGGGCGCCAGGCCGAACGGGCAGCCCGUGACCCCGGCCGAGGGCGCAGGGGGUUCGGCCGGGCUGGGCGGUCGCUCCCACUGGGCCUGUUUCAUCUGCGGGGUCCGGCUGGCCCCGGGCUCCAAACACCGGGUGCACGUCCACAAGCAGGAGAACGACUCGGAUCAGCCCUUCUUCCCCUUCCUGUGGCUGCACUACCCGCCGCCUGGCGCUCGGCCCCUUGGCCCGGAGGGCAGCACCUGGGUCUGCUCCUACUGCCACCACUCUCUGCUCCAGCAGUGGCAGGGCUUCGAGUUGGCCAAGGUGCCGGUGUUGCAGCGCCUGUACGUGGUGCCCCUCAAGGGCGAUGCCCCAGGGGGCGGAGAGCAGCGGGGCUGCUACUUGUGUGGCGAGGACUGCGGCCCCGCGGCCCGCGCCGUCUCCUCCAGGGGCCCCAGCCGCAGCUCCCGGGAGGGCCCCAUGUACUUCCCCUUCAUCGGCCUGCUGCCCUGCCCACCCAGCGCCAAGGCCAUGACUGAGGGCGGCCAAGUCUCCUGCUGCCAGAGGUGCCACGGCGUGCUGGAGGAGCUGUGGGCGACCAGCUCGGGCCCGGAACGGGACGAGGCCAUCUCCUCGGUGCAAGCUUUCCUCAGGAGGUACCUGCAGAUCAGCGCCGGCUGCCCCUCUGCGGAGGCCUGCCGGCCCGCGAAGACUAAGCAGCUGCCCUCCUGCCCGCUCUGCGGCACAGGGCUGGAAGGCAGCCGGGAGUACCGGCUCAGAGUCGAUCCGCCCGGCCGCCCCGGGGACCAGGAGGAGCCCUUCUUUCCCUUUCUCGCCAGCCGCCGUUGUUCGGGCCGCCCGGAAUCGGCGGGGACGGUGUCUGCCUGCGCCCUGUGCUGUCACGAUCUCCUGGAGCAGUGGUGGCGUGGGAAGAACUCACAGCAGCCAGGUAGCCCAUGGUCCCGGCGGUACAAGGUGGACACGUUCGUGUGCUUCUUCUGCAGACGGGAGAGGAGGCGCUACCUCGGACUGAGAGCAGUGACGGUGGCCCGGCUUCCUGUCUUCCUGUAUGCCCCUCGUGUGGCUGACGCGCUUGUGGUGGACGAUGGCAAACAGCUGACAAUUGGCACGUGUAAGGAUUGCAGAGCUAUGGUCCUGGUUGGGAACUCUGUCAAACAAGGGAGCCAAGUGGAUUCUCUGUCGCCAUCUCCCAUUUCGAAGGGUUUGCCUUCACCCCCUCGCCCCUCCAGUUCCAGCAAGAAGCAGUCGGCGUCGUGCCCUCCCCAGGCCAGGGAGGAGACGUGGGAGGAGAGCAGAGACCGAGGCAUCGCGGACAGGACCCCGAUCCCGACCACCUCCCCUCGGCUGACGGUGCAUGCUGGCAGUUCAGACCACGAAACCACAAGCAUGAGCCAUGAGCCAAAGUCACCUUCACUAGGAAUGAUCUCGACUGCGACUCGGACUACUGCCACCGUAAGCCCCCUCAACCCUUCCUCCCUCAACGGCUCCAUAGUGCCCAAUGGCAGCCCGGCAGCUAACAGCACUUUGCCUGUACCGUCACCCCACUCUGCCAGCUUCGCUGCUGCGCUCCGCAAACUCGCCAAACAAGCAGAAGAGCCCAGAGGAUCUUCGAUAAGCAGUGAGUCCUCACCAGUCUCCUCUCCGGCCACCAAUCACAGUUCUCCUGCUAGUACGCCCAAAAGAGGCCCGAUUGGAACCAUCCUUGUUCCUCCAGCUGGUCACAGUGUUCCCAGCACUCCCCCCGUGGUGACAAUUGCCCCAACCAAAACCGUUAAUGGGCUUUGGCGGAGUGACAGCAGACAGCCAGAACCAGUGGCCAGGGGGCCCAGUAGAGAACGAAUGCACGCAGAGACCCAGCAUCAGUCAGAGAAGGGACCCCCAUCUAUCACAUCUCACCUCCUUGGGGCCCCUUACGCGUUUGGUCUCACUCACAGCACUGUUGUUCAGGACUCCCGGUUCCCUCCUCUCAAUUUGCAGCGCCCGGUUCCUCACGUUGUUGCGUCUGGCAGUGUGCAGGAAGAUUACCUUCGCAGCUUCCGGCCGUAUCACACAGGGGAGGAGCUACGCAUGCCUGCACUGCCGCCAAUGGGGCUCGAGGCAGCUGCCUCUGCCUACUAUCACUCCAGCUAUCUUGCCCAUCAUCCAUUCCCUCACCCAGCUUUCAGGGUGGAUGAUUCAUACUGCCUCUCAGCCUUGCGGUCACCUUUCUACCCGAUUGCAACCCCAGGCACUCUGCCACCUCUUCACCCCUCCGCCAUGAAUCUACACCUGCCUGGAAUGAGGUUUCCCACAGAGCUGUCUCAUUCCUCACUGUCUGCCCUGCAGCCAGAGCACUUGUCAGAGAGGCUGCAGAUAAGUGAAGAAAUCCGCCGGGAGAGGGAACGGGAACGGGAGCGGGAGAAAGAGCGGGAGCGCGAGGCCGAGCGGGAGAAGGAGAGAGAGAAGGAGCUCGAAAGGGAGAAGGAGAAGGAGCGGGAGAGGGAGCGUGAGCGGGAGAUGGAGCGAGACAGGGAAAGGAGCAGGGAGAAGGAAAUGAGCGCAGCUAAAGCGAUGGAGAAUCAUUACCUGCAGGUGCCUGAACUGCACAGUCUGCGAAACCAACAGAUAGACGACAGGGUUAGAGCUACAGAGCGGCUGACGCCAAACCGGACAGAUAAGCCCAAGGAAUAUGCACUGACGGGGUCCAAGGCGAUCCACCCAAACCUGCACCAAUCCCCCAUCUCCCACCACUCAGUGCCCACCCUGAUCUCCAACUCCAGCGGCUUCAUCCCACCGGGAAGCAGCUCGGCAAUGCUGCUGCAGAGGAACAACGAGGAGGAGAAGUGGAUGGCGAAGCAGCGGCAGUUGCGGCAGGAGAAGGAAGACCGGCAGUACCAGGUCUCGGAGUUCCGGCAGCAGGUUCUCGAGCAGCACCUCGACAUUGGGCGAUCCGGCUCCCAGAGCGAGGUGGAGCACAGGGAUGUCAUUAGGUCUGGGCCGAGUCACUCCCAUGAGCUCAGUAGCAGAGACCAGCCCCAGCAUCUGGGAGCCCCUCCACCUCUCAUCUCCCCCAAGCCCCACCCUAAGGAGCACCACUCCAGCCCGGCCGUCCUGUGGAACCCGGUGAGCCUGCUGGAUAACCAUUCUGAGGCCCGCAAAAGCCAGGAGAACCACAUGCUGACCAGCUAUACCAGCCCCUACGACUCACACCGGCAGCCGGGGCCACUCAUCAAGACCGAGAAGCUCCACAGCCACGAGGAGGCCCUCAAGAGGCAAGAGGUCCCGGAGAAGUACCAGCCACUCCGAGGGCCUGCCUCCUUGGAGCACGUGGCGCACCCUCAUUCUUAUGGACCCCCUUUCGCCGAGCUGGAGAAGUCUGCCCAGUCCAUCCUCAACCAGCAGAGGAUGUCUUUGGCAUUCCCCACGUCACACAAUGACGUCGGCUUGUUGCACAAGGCAGCUGCUGUCUACAGGCAGUCUCACAGCCAGCCGCGGGCCCCGGGCCCCUUGUACAUCUACGACGAGUCUCUGCAGCGGCACAGGAGGCUGGUAAGCAAGUUGGACCUCGAGGAGAAAAGACGGAGAGAAGCAAAGGAGAAAGGUUAUUACUAUGACUUUGAUGACUCGUAUGAUGAAAGUGAUGAAGAGGAAGUUCGAGCACAUCUCCGGCGCGUUUCCGAGCAGCCACCUCUGAAACUUGACGAUUCGUCUGAGAAGCUGGAGUUCCUCUGCAUGUUCGGCCUGACGACCCACGCCCGCAGGGAGGAGCUGCUAAAGCAGAAGCGACGCAAGCGGCGACGGAUGCUGAUGGAGCGGAGCCCCUCGCCGCCACCGGUCGCCAGCAAGCGGCAGGCGCCCUCGCCCCAGCUGAGGCUGCCCAGCAAGUACAGCGCCGACGAGAUGAACAGCACGCCCGACCUGGCCGAGAAGAAGAGAUUCCUGACGUCGUUCAGCCUCGCCCAUAUCCUCCCAGAGAAACGAAAGGAAAAGGAGACCCUGACAGAGAUGAUUCAGUCCAUAAAACAGAAGGCCCAACCGUCCGACGCACCGUUUAAAUACACCUCUUCUCCAUCAUGUCCUAGCCCCAGCUCAGUUCAGACCGCAGACUCGUCGAAUACAAACUCAGCCGCGGACUCCGAUAAGCCUCCGACUGCUGCCCCGCCCCUGCCAGAACUCCGGAAAAGUGCCGAUUUGGCCAGACCGGAGCUGCCCAAACUCUUGGAGGUGGCCAGCCGGCCAAAGGAGGCCAUACAACCCGGUGAGAAGAGCAGGCCACACGAAGGCCAUGGCGGGCGGAGGUCGGUGAGCGUGCUCACUAAUGCUUCGGGCUCAGUCCAGAAGGACAGUCUCGGUGCUGCCCCACACGGCACGGCUGAGAAGAACAAGCCCUGGGAAGCGUUCAUGGCUGAGGACUUUGCCCAGCAGUUCCAUGAGUCUGUACUGCAGUCCACACAACGAGCGUUACAGAAACAUAAAGGCACAUUGACACUAACCGCCGAGCAAAAUCACAAGUUGGACACCUCUGUCCGUUACAACAUUCCAGAGAUCCACUCCUCCAGCAGAACUCCCUUUCCCCACCAGAAUGGCCAGCACACUGCCACCCAGACCAGGAAAGGGGUUGUGUGUGAGCAGGAGGACGACUCCGACAAUGAAGACGAUGAGGAGGAGGAGGACACAAGGCCUUUUCAUUCAAAAUGGCAGGGUAUUGAGGCCAUCUUUGAGGCCUAUCAGGAGUAUGUUGAAGAGCAAAACUUGGAGCGACAGGUUCUACAAGCCCAAUGCAAGCGACUGGAAACCUUUCACCAGAACCUUAGCCAGUCAGUCAAGCAGCUGUCCCACAGCAUGUCGGAACUGGUGGCUCAGAAGCAGAAACUAGCCUCAGAAAGGGAGAGACUCCAGUCCGAAUUGGACCAUUUAAGAAAGUGCCUUGCACUGCCUACAAUGCACUGGUCUAGAAGCUACUUCAAGUCCUAUCCAAGGUGACAGCCCCGUUAGCUCGGCCAUGGCAUAGAGAGACUAUUUUAUUAUCCUGGUAUUUAAGAUUCCCAUUGGAAUUGAUGCUCUAGGCAAGACCUAAGGAAACAUGCCACACAUGAAGCAAAGGGUAAAAGGAUAACCCGCCUAUUGGACGAACAUUGCAUUGUACAGGAAACAAGACUUCUGGAGCUCUCUAUUUUUUACAUAAAUUUGCUUAAAGGAACACUUUUUUUUCCAACCUUGCUUUGAAUUUCUGAUAAUUAUUUAGUCCCUCAUCUACCCCCAUUCCAAUUAAGGACAGCUUGCAGGGGGUGGUCUAUCCCUGACCUCCAGAGCCAACACUAAUACAUCUGACGUGAACUCACUGGACUGUGUGAAUAUCUCCGUACUUCCUUGAUCUUGAGUGGCUUGCUACAACAACCCAAGUGGCUGAAUCUUCAGCAUGGACGUCUCUAGCUCCGAAGACAAGAAACAGAGAAGGUUCCAAUCCAUUGGAGAACACCACAAGAUACUGACCAAACGUGACUGAAGGAUCCACCUUACUGAACACCAUCAUCCUUGCCCACUGUGUCCCACUUUCUGCAGUCUCUGCUGAUAUUUUCUGCCAUGUAGCAAGGUUUGGAAGUCCUUUCUAUCCAAAUCCCACUGAAAAGGAAGUCCACCUCAUUUACUGGCUCUUCUCAGCCCCCUUGCACUGCAACCGAAUCAGACCAUGACAGUUUAAGGCUCGCUCAGAUAACGAGGCGGCUUUUUCACAGAAAAAUGCACUUAAGGCAAUUGCAGGUACAUUUUGAAACAGAGUCUAUUAAAUCACACUGAUGCAUGUUACAGCACUGAGUGUGUGUUAAGUAUAGAAAGACGAUAGCCUAAAGGGCACUUUUUUAAUUAUUAAAUAAAAACAAAAUAAAAAGGAUUUUUUCACAAAACAAAAAGAUGCUUUGCCUUGUACUGUAUAUAAACAAAAACAGAUUUUGUAUGUUUUUAUUACUUUAAUUAUUUGUAUUAAAGCUUGCCAUUUUUAAUAUGUUUCUGCUUUUGGCAAAUAUCUUGCUUUUAGUGUUCGUACUGCUGCUGGUCAGGACAAAGAAUCAAAAGUGUUUUUAAAACUAAAAUCCAAAAAAGAGAGCAAGAGGGUUUUCACUGGUGUGUAAGCUGUUCACUCUGGUUUGGUGUAGCACCAGUUUAAGAUUUCUUUAAGAGUGGAUGCAAAGCCUCCACACCUCUUCCCCUGCUUAUCACCCCUUCCUCCUCCUUAUUUAUACUUGCUUGAGAGAGACAAGCACCAGUGCCGACUUGUGGCUGUAUCAGCUGCUUUACGUUUUCUCCUAAUGUACUGUAAGUUUUUGUAUCUAAUUUGCACUUGCCUGUGUUGGGCUCUCAGACCCUUCCUCAUUUUCCACUCUGACACUCAUGAAAGGUAGAGAGAACAUUUGUGGUUGGUGUGUCUAAAGAGACUUUGAUGUAAGAUGCUUUUGUCGUGGCCACCCACCCCUGCUUCUCUCAGCCAAAUGGUGCAUUUUGACUGCAGAAAAAUUACCUUUGUGUUUGAAUUUUUUGUUUCUUACCCACUGCGGAGCACUGGCUGUGAUAGAUAGGGGUGUGCACUGAGGGACUUUUGCAGCAUCUUGUUACUCGAUGCAUUCUAUGUGUAUUCUCUGCCACCCCUCCCACCGGAGAUGGUAACACCCUUUUAACAGUUCUGGGUCCAGACAAUUAUUGCAAGGUGAGAGUUAGCAGGAUGUCUGGUGUAUUAUCAAAAUCUCCAGGCUCCCUCCUCAUAAUGCAAGUUCAGAGGUUAUGACAGCCCUGUUAGAAAAUACCUACAGACAUUCUUAAAAUGGAGACAGUUCGCACAGGAGGUGGGGGGGGGGGGGGGGAGAGAGAAGAGAGAAAGUGGGAACAUUUGUGU
This is a messenger RNA of Hypanus sabinus (Atlantic stingray), 7542 nucleotides long. RefSeq names its product Gse1 coiled-coil protein b (gene gse1b). The transcript has 17 exons. The coding region runs from base 63 to 5639 and encodes 1858 amino acids. The record is from RefSeq and is a predicted model, not a curated record. Lineage: Eukaryota; Metazoa; Chordata; Chondrichthyes; Myliobatiformes; Dasyatidae.